Sphaeramia orbicularis (orbiculate cardinalfish) is the source of this 17712-nucleotide messenger RNA. RefSeq names its product calcium channel, voltage-dependent, L type, alpha 1C subunit (gene cacna1c). The transcript has 54 exons. NCBI's taxonomy places the organism in Eukaryota, Metazoa, Chordata, Actinopteri, Kurtiformes, Apogonidae. The coding region runs from base 683 to 7666 and encodes 2327 amino acids. Gene Ontology annotation, molecular function: high voltage-gated calcium channel activity. Gene Ontology annotation, biological process: calcium ion import across plasma membrane. Gene Ontology annotation, cellular component: voltage-gated calcium channel complex; membrane. The record is from RefSeq and is a predicted model, not a curated record.
CUCCCGUUUAGUGAGACACAGGCAGACAGACAGACAGACAGACAGGCAGGCAGGCAGGCAGAGAGACAGGCAUACGGACUGACAUACAGACCGCCGGACCAUGGACUGGAUCAGGACAGAGAGACCCGUCUCCGGAUGAGACAGGACGGCCUGGCUUCUGUUUUUUGGGGGGACUUAGAUACGUGGAAUAACCGACAACCUAUUGGGAGAUUUAACCCUGUGCUACCCGUGAUGGAAUAUUUACACUCUUCUCAUUUUCUAAAUUUUCUCCUCUUCUCUUCCUCCUCCUUCUCCUCCUCCACUACCUCCACCUCCUCUUCUUCAUCCUCUCAUAUUUUGACACGCUGCUGAAGAUGCGCACGAAUGCGUCUUUUGCGCACUUCCAUUGCGACCAUCACUGACAGCGCCCGUGCUUUAUAACCUUUUGAAACCUGAUUUUUUGAGAAUACAAGGAGAGGGGCGAAAGAGCGAGCGAGAGCGAGGUGUGAAUUGAAUUGAACGCGGUGCUGGUCUCAUGUUUCUCGCCUAGGGCCCGGAUGUACCGAGGGAUGCACCGGUGCGUUUUCCCAACCGGUUCCGCCAAAAGCUCCCUCUUUUUUCUCGCCUUCACCUCCAUCAUGGGGAUUAGCUCCCCCCUUCUCUCUCUUACAUUCACCUAUAGGGAUAACGCCGGACUACAUUUAUGGUAAAUGAAAGCAAAAACAUGUACAUCCCGGAGGACACCCUUGAGAACCAUCAAGGCUCCGACUACUCUCCGCCUCCGCCUCUGCCUCGCCCUGCUCCCCCUGGCCUGACUAAUGAGCACAGUGGUGGUGGUAGCCAUGGCGACCAUGGUGGAGGAGGGGGCGGGGUUAACCACGGGGUCGGCGUGGUUGGCCUGGCCCCAGAGCACAUCCCCACACCGGGGGCGGCCCUCAGCUGGCAGGCGGCCAUUGAUGCUGCGCGGCAAGCGAAGAUGAUGGGCAAUGCCGCAUCGGGCGGAGGGGCGGGACUCGGGUCAGGAGGGGGCGGGCCCAUCUCCACAGCCAGCUCCACGCAAAGAAAGAGACAACACUACAGCUCAAAGCCCAAGAAACAGACCACAACGACAGCCACAAGGCCGCCACGGGCGCUACUCUGCCUCACACUCAAGAACCCCAUCCGCAGGGCCUGUAUCAGCAUUGUAGAGUGGAAACCAUUUGAGAUCAUCAUCCUGAUGACCAUAUUUGCCAAUUGUGUGGCCUUAGCUGUCUACAUCCCCUUCCCUGAGGAUGACUCGAAUGCCACCAACUCCAAUCUGGAGCGUGUGGAGUACCUGUUCCUCAUCAUCUUCACGGUGGAAGCGUUCCUGAAGGUGAUAGCCUACGGCCUGCUCUUUCACCCAAACGCCUACCUGAGAAACGGCUGGAAUCUUCUUGACUUCAUCAUUGUAGUCGUAGGGUUAUUCAGUGCGAUCUUGGAGCAGGCCACUAAGGGGGACGGGGCCACUCCUAUUGGGGGAAAGGCAGCGGGCUUCGAUGUCAAGGCUCUGAGAGCAUUCAGAGUACUCAGACCCCUCAGACUGGUCUCUGGAGUACCCAGUUUACAGGUAGUGUUGAACUCCAUAAUCAAAGCCAUGGUUCCUCUGCUCCAUAUCGCCCUACUGGUCCUCUUCGUCAUCAUUAUCUAUGCCAUCAUCGGCCUAGAGCUCUUCAUGGGCAAGAUGCACAAGACCUGUGUUAACAGCCAUGCAGGCACUAAUGCAGAAGAAAAGCCGGCACCGUGUGCACCUGAUGGAGCAUAUGGUCGACACUGUACACACAACGGAACAGAGUGCAAAGUGGGAUGGGAAGGACCCAACGAUGGAAUCACCAACUUUGACAACUUUGCCUUUGCCAUGUUGACAGUGUUUCAGUGCAUAACUAUGGAAGGCUGGACGGACGUGCUGUACUGGAUGCAGGAUGCUAUGGGCUAUGAGCUGCCAUGGGUCUAUUUUGUCUCUCUCGUCAUCUUCGGCUCCUUUUUCGUUCUCAAUCUGGUUCUGGGGGUGUUGAGCGGAGAGUUUUCCAAGGAGAGAGAGAAGGCCAAGGCACGUGGAGACUUCCAGAAACUCAGAGAAAAACAGCAGCUGGAAGAGGACCUCAAGGGCUAUUUAGACUGGAUCACUCAGGCCGAAGACAUUGACCCAGAGAAUGAAGAUGAUGGCAUUGAUGAUGACAAACCUAGAAACCUGAGCAUGCCCGCCAGUGAGAAUGAAUCAGUCAACACAGACAACGCCCCCGGGGGAGACGUGGAGGGGGAGACCUGCUGUACCCGGCUAGCAAAUAGGAUCUCCAAAUCCAAAUUCAGUCGAUACUCCCGGAGGUGGAACAGACUAUGUAGAAGGAAGUGCCGGGCAGCUGUAAAAUCCCAGGUUUUUUAUUGGCUGGUCAUCUUUCUGGUUUUCCUCAACACCCUGACCAUUGCCUCUGAACAUCACCAGCAGCCUCAGUGGUUAACCGAUGUACAAGACAUUGCCAACAAGGUUUUGCUAGCACUCUUCACUGGUGAGAUGCUGUUGAAGAUGUACAGUCUAGGCCUACAGGCAUAUUUUGUUUCGCUAUUUAAUCGCUUCGACAGUUUUGUAGUAUGUGGAGGGAUUCUUGAGACUAUUCUGGUGGAAACCAAGAUCAUGUCUCCUCUCGGCAUCUCUGUUUUACGUUGUGUACGCUUGCUGCGAAUCUUCAAAAUAACCAGAUACUGGAACUCCCUGUCCAACCUGGUGGCCUCGCUGCUAAAUUCAGUCCGCUCCAUCGCUUCCCUGUUACUGCUGCUCUUCCUCUUCAUCAUCAUCUUCUCCCUACUGGGCAUGCAGCUCUUUGGGGGAAAAUUCAACUUUGACGAGACCCGACGCAGCACUUUUGAUAACUUCCCCCAGUCCCUGCUCACUGUGUUUCAGAUUCUAACAGGAGAGGAUUGGAACUCUGUCAUGUACGAUGGCAUCAUGGCAUACGGUGGUCCGUCUUUUCCUGGCAUGCUGGUCUGCAUCUACUUCAUCAUCCUUUUCAUCUGUGGAAACUAUAUCCUACUCAAUGUCUUCUUGGCCAUCGCUGUAGACAAUCUGGCAGAUGCAGAGAGCCUAACAUCUGCUCAGAAAGAGGAGGAGGAGGAGAAGGAGAGGAAGAAACUGGCCAGGUUGACCAGCCCAGAGAAGCGUCAGGAUAAUGAAAAACCUCCUCUGGAGGAAGAGAAGAAAGAGAAGAUAGAGCUGAAGUCUAUCACCUCUGAUGGGGAAACCAACACUGCUACAAAGAUCAACAUGGAUGACUACUGUGGAGAUGAGAGUGAAGAGAAGAACCCAUAUCCUGCAAAUGACUACAUAGGAGACGAUGAUGAUGAGGAACCAGAGAUGCCUGUAGGCCCAAGACCACGGCCGCUGUCUGACAUCCAGCUGAAGGAGAAGGCAGUUCCCAUGCCUGAGGCCCGCGCUUUCUUCAUUUUUAGCCACACCAAUAAAUUCAGGGUUCUGUGCCAUAAGGUUGUCAACCACAACAUCUUCACCAACCUCAUCCUCUUCUUCAUCCUGCUCAGCAGUAUCAGUUUGGCAGCAGAGGACCCCGUGAAAAAUGACUCCUUCAGAAAUAAGAUCCUGGGCUAUGCAGACCAUGUCUUCACUGGGCUCUUCACAAUAGAAAUCAUUCUUAAGAUGACAGCCUAUGGAGCUUUCCUCCAUAAAGGUUCAUUCUGUAGAAACUAUUUCAACAUUCUGGACCUGGUGGUGGUGAGCGUGUCCCUCAUCUCCUCUGGAAUACAACUAGACUUCUCGACGUCCAGCGCAAUUAACGUAGUGAAGAUACUGAGAGUUCUGCGAGUGCUCAGACCACUGAGGGCCAUCAACAGAGCCAAGGGGUUAAAGCAUGUAGUGCAGUGUGUGUUUGUGGCCAUCAGGACCAUUGGCAACAUUGUCAUCGUCACUACACUGCUCCAGUUCAUGUUUGCUUGUAUUGGGGUGCAGCUCUUCAAGGGCAAGUUCUUCUUUUGUACUGACAGCUCUAAACAGACUGAGGCAGAGUGCAGGGGUUCCUACAUCAUGUACAAGGACGGUGAUGUGGGGAAACCUGAACGAGCCCAGAGACACUGGGAGAACAGUGACUUUAAUUUUGAUGAUGUCCUCCAAGGCAUGAUGGCUCUGUUUGCUGUGUCCACUUUUGAGGGCUGGCCAGGGUUACUGUACCGUGCCAUAGAUUCUCAUGCUGAGGAUGUUGGACCCAUCUACAACUACCGCGUGGUCAUCUCCAUCUUCUUCAUCAUCUACAUUAUCAUAAUCGCCUUCUUCAUGAUGAACAUCUUCGUCGGUUUCGUCAUCGUUACAUUCCAGGAGCAAGGAGAGCAAGAGUACAAAAACUGUGAACUGGACAAGAACCAGCGUCAGUGUGUGGAGUAUGCCCUGAAGGCACGUCCACUGCGCCGCUACAUCCCUAAGAACCCCUACCAGUACAAGGUGUGGUAUGUGGUCAACUCCACCUACUUUGAGUACCUGAUGUUCACACUCAUCCUUCUCAACACCAUCUGUCUGGCCAUGCAGCACCAUGGGCAGACCAAAAAUUUCAAUGAUGCCAUGAACAUUCUCAAUAUGCUCUUCACUGGACUCUUCACUGUGGAGAUGAUCCUUAAACUGAUCGCCUUCAAACCCAGGGGAUACUUUAGUGAUCCCUGGAAUGUGUUUGAUUUCCUCAUCGUAAUUGGCAGCAUAAUAGACGUCAUUCUCAGUGAGAUCAACCCAGCUGACUCCUCCUCGUCUUCGUCCUCCUCCUCUUCGUCCUCCUCCUCCUCCUCUUCCUCCUCUCACCCCCCUGUGGUAAGGCCAAUGGUACGCUCCGACGGUAACCUCGUCCGCCUCCCUUCCUCCUCCACCAUCCCUACAUUCCUUCAUCCUUCCAUCCCUCCUUCUACCGCAUCAUCCAGGGGACUGCAGAACUCUGAAGAGAACGCCAGGAUCUCCAUCACCUUCUUCCGGCUGUUCCGCGUGAUGAGGCUGGUGAAGCUGCUGUCUCGCGGGGAAGGGAUUCGGACCCUGCUGUGGACCUUCAUCAAAUCCUUCCAAGCUCUGCCCUACGUAGCUCUGCUUAUAGUGAUGCUAUUCUUCAUAUACGCAGUCAUUGGCAUGCAGAUGUUUGGUAAAAUAGCGCUGCGAGACAACACACAGAUCAACAGGAACAAUAAUUUCCAGACGUUCCCUCAGGCAGUGCUGCUGCUGUUCAGAUGUGCAACGGGUGAGGCGUGGCAGGAGAUCAUGCUGGCGUGCUCACGCAUGCGGCCAUGUGAGAAAGGAUCAACUAAUGAGAACAGCACUUCCAAUGAGGACUGUGGCAGCCAGUUCGCCAUCAUUUAUUUUGUCAGCUUCUACAUGCUCUGUGCCUUUCUGAUCAUCAACCUGUUUGUGGCCGUCAUAAUGGAUAACUUUGACUAUCUGACACGAGACUGGUCAAUUCUGGGGCCUCAUCAUCUUGAUGAAUUCAAGAGGAUCUGGGCUGAAUAUGACCCUGAAGCAAAGGGGAGGAUAAAGCAUUUGGAUGUAGUUACGCUGCUGCGAAGAAUCCAGCCUCCUCUUGGCUUUGGAAAGCUCUGUCCACACAGGGUGGCCUGCAAGCGUCUGGUAUCGAUGAACAUGCCCCUAAACAGUGAUGGGACAGUGAUGUUUAAUGCCACUCUCUUUGCUCUGGUCAGAACUGCGCUCAGGAUAAAGACAGAAGGUAACCUGGAGCAGGCCAACGAAGAGCUAAGGGCCAUAGUGAAGAAGAUUUGGAAGAGAACCAGCAUGAAACUCCUUGAUCAAGUAGUACCGCCCGCUGGUGAUGAUGAGGUAACGGUCGGGAAGUUCUAUGCUACGUUCCUCAUCCAGGAAUAUUUCCGGAAAUUUAAGAAGAGGAAAGAACAAGGGCUGGUGGCCAAGGUGCCUCCAAAAACAGCCCUUUCUCUGCAGGCGGGCCUGCGGACAUUACAUGACAUUGGCCCAGAGAUUCGGCGAGCCAUUUCUGGAGACCUAACUGUGGAGGAGGAGCUGGAUAAAGGGUUAAAGGAGCCCGUAUCAGCAGCAUCUGAGGACGAUAUCUUCAGGCGCACAGGGGGUUUGUUUGGGAACCACGUCAACUACUACAACCAGAGUGAUGGACGGGGUUCCUUCCCACAGUCCUUCACUACCCAGCGUCCCCUGCACAUCAGUCAGAAGGGCUCACCUUGUGAAGGCGAGAGCCCGUCUCAUGAGAAGCUCAUGGACUCCACCACGUUCACCCCUUCCUCUUACUCCUCAUCAGGCUCCAACGCCAACAUUAAUAAUGCCAACAACACUGGUAUGGCAGGGGUGGCAACCCAGGGCAUCAGCAGAUUCCCAAGCCCGUCCAUAAGCACUGUGGAUGGGCACACGGGACAGCCACUCACCCCCAUCCUGCUGCCAAGAUCCGCAUGGUGCUUCCCUCCAAAGAGGACGUGUUUUUAUGACUCCCUCAUGCGCUCGGACUCUAGUGACAGCCAUCUGCCAAUCAUCCAGCGAGGGGAGGGGUCAACAGAAGAGACCUACGAUGAGAGCUACACUGACGACAGGGAGUACCACGAGGACGACCACUCACUCUCCUCUGACAUGCUGGUGUAUCAUGAUGAAACGUGUAAGCAGUUGACUCCCAUGGAGGAAGCAGAGGAGGUAGAAGACAGAAGAGGGGGAGGAGGAUGGCAGUCUCCCAGGAGAGUCUUUCUCUGUCCCACUUCUCUGGGGCGGAGAUCAUCCUUCCAUCUGGAGUGUCUCAGGAGACAGUCAAAGCCAGAUGUCUCCCAGAAGACAGCUGUACCCCUACACCUUGUACAUCAUCAGGCUCUGGCAGUCGCAGGGUUGAGUCCUCUGCUAAGAAGGAGUCACUCACCCACCCUCUUCAGCCGGCUGUGCUCCACGCCUCCAGCCAGCCCCACAGCGCAUGGCAGUGAUGCCUCCUACCAGCGGGUGCCCUCUCUGAGGCUAGAGGGCUCCAACUCCCAUGAAAAGCUCAAUACCAGCUUGCCCUCGGUCAACUGUGGGCCCUGGUACAAUGACAGUAAUGGGAACAGCCGGGUGCCCACUCCUAGCCCCACCCCCAGAGUGUCAGCGUCCAGUCAGAGAGCGCAGAGGCCGGUGUCACUGACAGUGCCAUCGCUACUGGGAAAAGACUCCAGCUCACUGUCUCAUGGCAGCGCAGGCAGUCUAGUGGAGGCGGUGCUAAUAUCAGAAGGUUUGGGCCAUUUCGCCCAAGACCCAUCUUUCAUUGAGGCGACCAAAGCCGAGUUGGCUGAUGCCUGCGACAUGACUAUCGAAGAGAUGGAGCAUGCCGCCAACAACAUUCUCAAUGGCAACUCCACAACAACUGCCACACCCAGCACUUCCUCCACCUCCCAGCACAGCCCCAACGGCAACCUGCUCCCCCUCCACACAGCAGCAGCAACACACAGAGACCGAAGGGUCAGUUUGAGUGCCAGUGAAGGCGGGGCGGAGGCCGGAGGGAGCAGAGGCUCUGUCCACGGACCGUCGUCAGUGGAGGAGCGUCAGGAACUGCUGGCAGGGGCGAAAGGACAGGAAGAGGAGGAGGAAGAGGAAGGAGGGAGGGCGGAGGGGCACCAUAGAGGCUCCGUUGUGAUUGGAGGUGCACGGCAGAGGAACAGCGGGCUGUUGGAGGAUGAAGAUAUGGAGUGUGUAACAAGUUUGUAGGAGUCAGCUCGACGGGUUCAAUCAGCCGACUCGCCCCUCUGACAUCAUCAGAGACUGACACUUGUCAGUGGUGGGUAACAGCGCCGCAGCUGGCUCUGUCUGUCCCCGCCCCCAACACACACACUGUCUGCCUCUCUGCCAGAUGUGACCGUUCUGGACAAUGGCGGCCAGUGACGCAACCUUAAACACCUGAUUAUGAAUUUGUCAGUUUAUAUGAGUUUGUAUGUGUGUGUUUGUAGUAAAGUACCGCUCUGUACUCUAUUUUAUUUGAGCGUAUGCGUGUGUGUGGUUUAUGAUUUUCUCUAUUUGUACAUGUAUGUUGUGUACAUGUAUGCGUGUGUUUUCCACACGUGUCUGAGUGUGUCUCUAAAGUGCCUCACAGUUUUAUCAUGUCCUCAGAGAGUGAAGAGCAGAAAUGAAGCAAAAACGAGGGAAGGGUGGAAGGAAGUUAACAGAAGCAGGACGUCAUAUAUGAAAGUCCUGCAGACGACAUAGUAUGUUUAUUGUUUUCAUUUCCUACUUUGGUGUUGUGUUAUUGUUGUUUGUCUGGCCGCCAUGAAGCCAGGUAGGGGACAGCAGACCAGCUCUUGGAGGAUCAGUUAAGGAUUAAAAUCUGAUCACACCUACUGGAGGUCAAAGGUCAACCCCUCCUUCUUGUUUCACUGAUGAUGAAGCGCUGUAUUGAGUAAACGGGGGCAAGCAAAUCCCUGUUUGGAAUCUCAUUUCUCCUCCUUUUCCAAAGCUAUGGAACCUUGGAGCACAGCCCUGCCAGCCUGGGGGUGGGAUUUAGGUGACACACCACCCCUAGCCAAGGGGGGGAAGGAUUUGAGGGAUGGACCAACAGCCAAAACAGGGCUGCAGCAGGGGGCCACUGGCAGAGACACUCUCUGGCCAACAGGAAGCUAGCCAGCUCAUUACUGCUGGUUUGUAAAAUGCCAGCGAGACAAACUUGUGUCGUCUGUCACCUUGAUCUGGCUUUGCCUCCUCCACCGCUUUUCCUCGUUUGGCCACACCCAUUUUUUGCCCCAGGCGGAAAAUGGGAGGAGCGUUUGGUGGCUAAUCAGAGACAGCGAGCCCCCUUUUCUGCCUCAUACCUCGCCGUUCCUCAUUCCUCCCUCUCUCCUUCCUCCCUCCCUCCCUCCCUCCUCUUUGGUUAUUGCACCUGUCCCUCUCCCUCCAUUGCUGGGUUGAGUCCAUUUUUGCUUUUACUGCCCUCGGGGAGGUAUGUGUGUGUAUGAGUGUGAGUGUGUGUGAGUGUGUGUGUGAGUGUGUUGAACAGGGCAAAAGAUUUGGAGGGUGGAGGAGCAACAUGGAGUGACCGAUUGAAAGGAGAACAGACUCUGGGCAUGGAUCUUCAGAGGAUCUGUCCGUCAAUCAACCUCACUUCCUUCUCCAAGACCCUCCUCUUCCUCUCAGCGUGGAAUUCUAUUGGAUUGCUGCCACACACUCUCUCUACAGACCACGCCCACUAUGUAUUUAACAGUUUAAUAUUGUGCAAAACUGGCUAGCCAUGACUAUUUUGUUUUAUAUUCAUAAUGUUAUUGGUUUAAUUUAUCCUUGAUUUGUUUGUACACUCGGGGUGCUGGUCUUAUAAAUGUAUUUUUGCUCGGUUUAUUUUAGGAGAAUUUUAAGAGGUUUUAAGUAUCGAAGCAGGGCAUAGUGUUUGCGUACGAGUGUAUAACUUUAUCUGUGCGCGUGGGUGUGUGUCUGCGUUUUAGUACAGGACGUAUGCGUGCACGGGUGUAUGAGAUAGCGUGUGUAUCUAAAAGGGGGGUCUUUCUCUCUAUCAGUAUGCACCUUUUACAGAUUGUAUCUAUUUAUUUAUUUAUUUUUCCCAGAAGAGAAAAAAAUGUGUGUGAGGAUGCUUGUUUGUGUGACUGUGUGUUCGACUGGUUACUUAUGUAUCUCUAAAAAGCUGAUUUUAAGCCUAGACAGUAAAUUAAGGUAGCAUUACAAGUAUGGUGUUGUGUGUGUGUGUGUGUGUGUGUGUGUGUGUGUGUGUGUGUGUGUGUGUGUGUGUGUAUGUGUGAUAACGGGCCUCCUUAACACAGGGUUACCAUGGACAGGCAUGCUUCCAAAGCUUUGUGAUUUCUUUAGCACGGUUUUUUACUUUUUAGCCAAGCUGCAGAGUCAAAAGCCACUCUUAUCUUUGAAAAUUACUCAUUGCAUAUUUUUCUUUCUGUCUAGAGGUAACUAGGCUUGAGGUCCGAGUGAAGGUCAGGUUUACAUCGGUGAUGAGUUUCGGUGUUGCAGCUUGGUCAGAGGGUAACAAGCCUUUGCCAGUUGCUGCUUUUCUUCUUGGUGGAUGGUAGCUCUGAGUGGGUCGAAGCGCCAAAUACUGCCACACAGCAAAGAGGUGGCAUCGUGAACGCUUGGCUGUAAUUCAUCGUAAUCAUAUGAUUUCGUCACUUAAUCAUAGUUAAAACCUCAGUUGAACUACUAGGGCUGGUGAACAGAUGCUGCAAGACUUCUAAAUCACAUCUCUUUAUCUGGGGUCUGCUUACAACAUGAAAUAAUAUGGUUUAUUAUCAUUAGAGAUAAACACAUUUUCUUGUCUAUAAUAUAAUUUUAUGACAAAACUCAUAACUCAAAAAGUAUAUUACAGACAGGAAAUUUACUGAUAACUGAUAAGAUAUAAUGAUUGUUUGGUUAAUGUAAUAAACUAUUGGAUAUUGAUCAGAAACAUUUUGCCCCGGAUUAUCCCUUAGAGGGAUUUUAUUGUGACUUUUCUAUUUCCAAAUGCUUCUAGAUAGCAUGCAGACAUUUUAGUUUGGAUUUUAUCUAUUUCAGUCACACACCUUAGUUUGGAUCCUGUUUUGUAAAGACUUGACCACAGUUUGUCAUAUUCAGCUAGGAACACACACAUAUCUUCCCCAAAAUCAUCACAUCACUGGUACUAAUUCUUAAAGCAUGUUAUAGGGAUUUAAACUGAAAGUUCAGCUAAAGAAGACACCCAGGUAGAAUUAGUCUCACAUUUACAAACAUCUCAAUGCCUUUAGUCUAACAGAAGAAAAUGAUCUCCAGCAAAAGUCAGUAAUGGAAUGUCUUAUUGAAUUUACCAACAGGGACUGACUGCAGAGCAGGUUUUUGGCAGGAAGGGUAUGCAUGAGCACACUGCCAUACACUGCAUCCUGUGCCAGUAACAGACUUCUGACAUUAUGCAAACUAAAUGUGAAUGUUGAGUAUGUAUUUAGUGGCAGUGCUGUUGUUGUUUUCAAGUUCUGAUCAUUAUAUGAACCCUGCAGAAGUCUGCAGUAUCACAAGGAUAUCCUCUCAGACAUUUUGAUCUUUUUUUCUCACCUAAGACCCUUGACUUCAUAAAAUAUAACAUAAAAGAUUUUUUUUCUGUCUAAUAAUUUGGUAUCAUAAGCUAACAAGCUACUCAGUGGCUAGUGACAUAUGAGUUUCAGUAUAAGCUGCUUUUUAGUCAGAUGAUAAGUCUAAAAGUGAGAAAGACGGAAUGAAGUACUAUUGAAAGAUAUUACUGCAUUUGUGCAAAGCAGGAUUUCAUGUUUGUGCUCUGGUUGUGGUUCCACACAAUGAUCCUUUAAGACGGCUGAUUUCUCCUCCCUAUUGUUGAAUUUGAUUAAAAGUAAGGAAUAUUGGUGAUGAAUGUAAACAGCAAGCACCUGAACUGUAAAGUAUUGUAUCCAAGCUGGGGCAGUGAAUAUUUCUGCUGUUACUCAGCUAGUAGAGCAACAGGUAUGAACAUUAAUCUCUUCAAGCUGUUUUGAUUAGAUGGAAAAAUGGAAAUUAAUCUUUACAUUGUCACAGAAUAGCUCUCAGAUUUUGCCACAGUAACAAUUAAAAUGGUUUGGCUGAAGUUAAAUUCAUGAUAAAAUUCAUCAUCACCUCCUAUGUUGAUAAAACAACAUAAAUAAUGCACAGAAACUAGAUUGUUACUAAUUCGCUCUUAUGUCAUCACAUCUUAUAAACAUAUACAGAGUAACCCUGCCUGUCAGAAGUGCCAAACCAGGCUUAGUCGUGUCUGAGGCUCUGUGUUUUCACAAAGAUGCCAGUCAGCUUUUCACUGGCCUGCGGUGCCCUGUGUGGACUGGAGCAGCAGUGUGGUUUUUGUGUUCUAUCUAGGUUAGCAUGUACUAUGAGGUGAUGUGUUGCAGUAUAUGGUAUGAGUGGGUGUAAUCCUGCAUCCCACAAGAUAUGCAAAAACAAUGCAAUAACUAAGACUGUAUACAAGGUUCCUGAAGUAAAUAUACUUGUGGAAGUGAUGUUUUUUUUUUUUUUUUUCUGUUUGUUGCAUUUCUAAGUAAACUCGGUGGUUUCCAUGGCAGAGAAACCGUACAUACUUGAAAUCAGGUACAUUACAGUGCAGUAUAGUAAAGAUGUAUUUAUUGUUUUCUUCUUGUGCCGGGGUGUUGGAUCUGCAUCCUUAGUCAAAAAUGUGUAUUAAGACAGUGACUUUAAAUUGUCUUUGCUUGUGGUUUAACAUCCAGCCAAUGGAGAAUGAACAGCUGUACUGUUAUUCAGAUGAUUGAGCAGCAAAAACAGCGACCUCCCUGACCUAAUACUCAUUGGCUGUUCCCCUAUCUCUCAUCUUUUUCCCAGUUAGUUGGUUUGUACCAUCAGUAUUGCAUGAGGUUCACAUGUUGAUAUAUGAGCGUGCCAGGUUUUGCAUUCCUUUAGUUUUUUAUCAGGUUAAGUAUCAUAUCACUUUUUGACAGAGUAGCUGUUUCUAUUUGAUGUACAUACAAUGAACGUCAGUAUUUCUUAUGGCUGUGGACACCAGACACAGGGCUUUUGGAGGGUCAUUUUGCAUAUCUUUUGUCUAUGGGCUCUUGUUUGAUCAUUUGACCCUAAAUCCGGAGAAAGAUAGAGGUUAUAAUUAUGUAACAGUGGAAAAUGAAGACAAAUAGAAAGCUACAGUAUUAAUAGUCCCCAUCUGAGAUAGGUGUCCCAGGUUUGUUUCUCUUGGUUAAAUGUGGUUACACUUUCCUCUAUAUGUGUUGCCAUAGGUUUUUGUUAACUUUACACUUUGUUGUUAAAUUCAACCCUUUUUAUCUGCUGAAAUGUGGAAAAGACGGACCAGUAGGAUUAAUAUGAAAGGGACCAAAUUACUCAUAAUUAGGCGGAAUAGCUCACUGUAGAUACUAACUAACAUCUAAGGCUGUGAAUGAGGCUGCAGCCUCCAAAAAUAAACACUUAAAAUUACAGUUAAAACAUCAAUAAUUUACUGAAGUGUAAGUAGGACUUGAGCGAUCGAAUGCCAGGUUUCUGAUAGACGGAUGACAAUCUAGUUGCAGGUUGACUGGCUGUUUAGGCCUCGUAUGUCAAUUAAAACAGAUUUUGUGGAACGUUUUGAGGGGUUAUAGAAGGUUUAUUUCAUUCUGUUUGGAUUUCAGGGUGGUGAAUAAUAUAUCGAAGUAAUAUUUUAUGUGCAUGGGUUUCUCUCUAUGGGGAUAUAAAGUAUUGGUCCUAUGUGAAUGAUGAUAUCUUUUGUCUCACCACUAGCCAAUGAUUGUAUAUUUUUAUAUACCAUAUAUAGCAAAGUAUAAACAAAUAUAUAAUAUUUAAUCACCAGAAUGUUAGUGUAAGGAAAAGACAGGACACUUAUUUGGGAAUGUAGUUAAUGACAUUUUGGAAAUGAAGAUGUGUUAUACAGGCCUACUGACCUGAGGUCAGUAUGAAUUUAAUGUCAAAAUCCACUGACUGUAUGUUUGACCAAAAGGAACCAGCAGGGAAUUAUGUAAUUAGAUUUCCACAGAAGGAAGCAUUGGAGCUGAUGGUAUGCGUAUUAUAGGGUAUAUGAACAGCAGACUGGUUGAUACCAAAAGACUGUGGCUGGAGUUGUUAUAGUUGCUGUUUUAUUUAACCCUUAAAGACCUAGAACUCUUUUUGUGGCAACUUACAAAUGAUUUUUGUCUCUACAUCUAAUCUUUCCUACACAGUUUAUCACCAUUUAUUAUAAAAUUAGCAAAUUUGUAUUUUUCAUUGAAAUUCAGACAUUUUCCUACAUUUAAAUUACUGACCAUAUAGAUAGUUAAUUCAAAGGCAAUUAUAUGAAAACAGUGACAACCGGAGAAAAAGUGACUAUUUUAGUAAAAUCUAUCAUUAACUGAACAUAAAAACAACAUCCACUGUCAUAUGUCGAACUACAUGGGUUUUACUGGUGAAUCGAUGUUGUAGAAGAUGAUGGUGUUUCUGCGUUCAGUAUGGAGCCUCUGAACAUCCAAAUAAGACACAUCUGAUCAUGUUGGAAAGCUGAAUUAUGGAAACAUACUGAUAGAAUUAGUGGUUCUAAAUUCAACAUUUUAGAUCAGUAGAUGCUUUUGGUUGCUGACAGCUGUUCAGGUCUUUGAGGGUUAAAUCAUCUUUACCACAGCGGGGAGCACUGGAAAUGUAGCCAUUCCCAGUGCUGUGAGUCCAGUAUUCAGACGCUCUUUAUUUGGUUUUUAAAAACAUUCUUUACAAUGGACAACUUCUAGAAAUAAUACCUUUUCAGCUGUGCUUUAGGGUAACAGAGUGGUCUAAAAUCUGACAUGCUCAUGCUUGUCUUUGUUUUCUGUUUUGUGGCAUUUGCUGAAACACGUUAAACUACCAGCAACCUGUCAGAGCAGGUCAGAGUCUGGACAUUUUCCUACUGUAGCACUGAGAGACAAGACUCUCUCAUUUAUUAGUCCUUCAUCAGUGAAUCACACAUGUACACUGUACAUUCUUGCAAAUACAUAUUAUUUUAGCGAUUAAAAACCAAAACAUAACCAAAAAACACACCUGUCAAGGACUAAAUCUCUAUGCUUUGAGCCAUCUAAAUCAUGUAGCGUCUAUUUUAUCUUCCAAAAAGAAUUUGGAGAACUUGAACAACGUCUUUGUAGAGUAAUUCUCAUCGGACACAGACAGGAAAGUAAAAGGAGGAGUGAUGUGGCUGUUGUUUAUGCAGCAAUAAGAAAAGAUCUGCCGGUUUUGGUCCAGAGGAGAGAAUUUUAUCUGAAACUGUUGUGGCACAUUUGGUCUAUACAUGUUUUCUAAGAACAGGAAUCCACUAAACAUUGAUAGAGAAGAGCUGUGUACACGACAGAGGAAUAUUUGAGCUGCUCUGUGUUGAAUAGAUGCCAUGUAACAUUUUAACAAAACACUUUACACAUAUAUAAUUUUAGAGUUGAAGGUUGAUCCUUGUGUGUGUUACGUGAAGUGCAGCAGAGUGAAACUGGUGAGCAGGAGUCGUGUCUGUUUUCCUGUCUCGUCACACAGAUUCCUUUACUGGAUCUAGCGUCGCUGCAAAAAGAUAUACGUUAUAUUUUCUUGUAAACGGAACUGUUUGUUGAUCAUUGUUUGAUCCCGACAAAAGUAUUUCAAGAUGACUAUUUUGAAUAUAGAUUUUAUUUUCUUUUUUUCGAGAAAACCUCAGCAUAGCCUGUUGUUGUAGGAUUCUAAUUAAAGCGAAUUAAAACAUGAUUUCCUUUUGUGGAGAAACAAGAGAAAAACCAUCUCUUUGUUUUUCUGUUGUACAGAUUUUACUUGAUUCAGUGCUGAUGAACACUUUACAAAAGGAGAAGAGGGAAUAUAUUAUAAAAUAUAUAAUGUCUAUUUUAUAUAUUCUACAUAGAAACACUUUAUCUAAAUGAUAAGAUAUAAAAUGAUAGGUUGGAUACUGUGGUCUGUAAGAAGGUUAAAAGAGGGAAAAAUGCCCAGAGGAGUUGGUUAAGUGUCAUUCUGUGAAUCAGAUGAUGACAUUUUCUGUGAAGGACCCAGUUGAACCAUCAGCUGAUUGUUUUAUUAGGCUGAGAAUUCAUUAUUGUUAAGUUUCCUUUGUGUGAAGAUUUGCCUUUGUCUGCUUCUGAACAAGACCGUAGUGAGGAACACAAUACAUGCAAUGACAGGAUGAAGGUGAGGGUGGUCUUCUUCAUUAAACCCCACACAUACUAUUAGAUCAUUAGACACAGCUUUAAGAUGACAAGAAAUACACCUCACUGGAAGAUGAUACACAGGAAAAUUCCAAGUUACUGUAUGCAUUUUAAAGGCAAAGUUAUUUCACUGUCACACAGUAGUCGGUUUCAGCGGUCUGGAAGCGUGACGAUACCCUCUGCAUCCACCACUGCACUGGCCCGUGGUCACGCUCAAACCGCUGGAUGCUUUCACAUAGGAUGUUCAUGCAUGGUAGUUUUCAUAGACGCAUGUAAAGUUUUCAGCACUCAGUCAGGAAAUGUUUUAUUUUUCACACAAGUCUAGUUGGUUGAGGAGCAAAACUAUGACUGGUGUCCCCUCUGACAACCAGUGUCCCAGAUAGAGGAGCUCAAUAGAUUUAGAGAAGUCACCCAUCGUGUAGCAGCACCUCUAUGUGAACAUUUACGAUGACUGUUUUGUUAAGAUUGUUAAUCAUAGAAGAUCCCUGUUUGCACAUAAUAGAAAACCACAAAUCCAACACAAAGGUCAGUGUGUGUUUGUGUCUGAGCAGAGCUUUGCCUGGCUGUUUUUUUGUACCACCUAGUGUUUCAAAUAACUUUUCUUAAAGGUGGCAGCAACAUCCCAAUGCAGACUGUCAGUGGAUCUGCCAUUAAAAAAAGCUCAUCUUCAGUCAUCUGUGCUCAGAGUGGACUAAAAGGUAGAACUGUGGAUUUUACCUGGAAGAGCUACUUAACAUCGCACCAUGAAUGAUAAUUAUUUCUACACUGUCCUCCUUGAAUGUAGGACGUGGUAAUGUUCAUGCAGGCAUUGAAAACCCAUGAUUAUUAAUAUUAUAUUGUUAUUUCCAGGCCUCUUGUUUCAUAGAGGUUGGAAACAUUUGCCAGCUAUGUGAGUUUUGAUGAGCACAGACAUGAAAGGUCGUGAUUCAACUCUUUGCUGACACUGUUGAUCUUGACAAAACCUGGUUCUGACUGGUUUUGUCUGGGUUCGAGAACCAACCGAGGGUCACAUUUGAGCACAAAGAGUGAGAAACCCAUGGGUCUUGUAUGUCUGUGUGUAAAUGCAGCUUUAAUGAAUGAGUUGGCCCAUCUGAGCGCAUCAUGUACAUUGUUAGUGUUUUUCUUCUGUGGGUUAUAGACAUGCCUCUUUAACAGCAUGCAGGCAUAAACUAAAGUUUGCUUUUACCUGAGGCAGUAUCGUCCCAGCCUUGUCCUGAUGACUCAGUGGCAGGAGAUGCUCUGCUCUACAUGCAGUUGUGUGUUUUGUGUAGAUGCAGGGCCGUGGUUCUGUCCUCCACAGGUCAAUAGUGUCUUCUGAUCUCGUUUUCAGUCUUAUUUCAUAACUCAUGCCAAGUGUUCAAGAGCCUUUGACGGGAUUGAGCUGUUUCCGUUUCCUUUAGUUGUGUUCAUUUCCAUCAACAGAAGUCUACUAGUUUUUUUUUCUUUAAUCGGAGAGAGGUGUUCACACAGAGACCAACAACCUAUUUGUUGUAAUAUUAGUAGUGACGCUACUGUAAAAUGUAGUAUUUAAUAACAGCACUAUGUAUGGUCAAAAAAUGAACUAGAAUGUGUUAUUGUGCUUGCGGUAGCUUUGGAGGCAGGUGGCAAUUUUGUAAUGAGUUCUUUAACAUAAGCCACUCCCCCUCACCUGCGUGAGGGAUUUCAUAGGUUCCGAGGUUGCAAAGUGACACUGGCCCAACACCAUUUGGUUCCCUCAGUUACCAUUCUUCUCCUUGGUGACGACUGCAUGGUCUCACAUUGACACAUCCUUUUCUCCUUUUUCUUUUUCUAAAGGAGAGUUCUUGAUUAUUUUCCAUUCAUGCAUUUCAUUUUAGAUUUUAGAAAGGGAAAGAAUACAAAUGAAAUAAAUCAGAAUAUUAAUUCAAUCACUUUUUCUACUCCUAUUUUCAAUAAAAAGUGUAACAAAAAAAACCAAACAAAAAGUUGAUUUGUAAAUAAGUAAUGUACAGUUUGUAUCUGUAACUUGUCAGUCUGUCAUUGGUGACAGAGUCUGUCUUGCUUAUAACGCACGCUACCAGUAAAUAAAAAAGGAAAAAGUAUAUUUAGACUGUAUGGUCCCUUGAAAGCAAGUUUUAAAUUAAUAUCUGAUGUAUAUUCCUGUAACAUUGCAUUUUUAUCUGAGGAAUGAUGUUAUUAAAAAAUUGCAAAUAAAUUGCAUUUCCUACA